UCGGCCCGGCCCUCACCUUGGCUUCCAGGCGCCCCCCGCGCGGCCGCGGCCUCCCCCCGGCGCCCCCCAGGGAGAUGUAUCAGGGCUUCCCCGGAGACUACGACUCCGCCUCGCGGUGCAGCUCGUCCCCCUCGGCCGAGUCCCAGUACCUGUCCUCGGUGGAUUCCUUCGGCAGCCCCACGGCCGCCGGCGCCGCCUCCUCCUCGCAGGAGUGCAGCGGCCUGGGGGAAAUGCCUGGAUCGUUUGUGCCAACCGUGACUGCCAUAUCGACUAGCCAAGACCUCCAGUGGCUGGUGCAGCCCACCCUGAUCUCCUCCAUGGCUCAAUCGCAGCAGCCUCCAGGCCAACAAAUGCCUCCGCAGCAGCCGCAGCCGCCACCGGUGGACCCCUACGACCUUCCCGGCACCAGCUACGCCACACCAGGCAUGGGCGCCUUUGCUGGCGGGCCCUCGACAGCCCCAGUCGCUGCCGCCCCACAGCGUCCCACCAGGGCCCGGCCCCGAAGGACGCGGGAGGAAACGCUAACGCCAGAAGAAGAAGAAAAACGACGUGUCCGCCGCGAGAGGAACAAACUAGCGGCGGCAAAGUGCCGGAAUCGCCGUAGGGAACUGACGGAUCGGCUGCAAGCAGAAACCGACCAGCUGGAGGAAGAGAAGGCCGAGCUGGAGUCCGAGAUAGCUGAGCUGCAGAAGGAAAGAGAGCGGCUGGAAUUCGUCCUGGUGGCUCACAAGCCCAGCUGCAAAAUCCCCUAUGAGGACAUCCCGGAGCUUAGCGGGCAGCCCAGCACCUCAGCCGAGGUGGGCUCUCUGGCGAUGGCGGUCAAGGAGGACCCCUUUGGGCCAGUGGCCUACUCGUCUAUGCCGCUCCACUACCAGCAGAGCCUGGGCGGAGUGCAAGCCCUGGGCCCGGCGGAGGUAGCAUUUUCUAGUUCUUACUUUACACAUGGUGAACAGCUGAGCGACUCGUUCCCGGCUAACCCUUCAUAUACAUCUUCGUUUGUCUUCACCUACCCAGAGGGAGCCACCACCUGCGGAGCCUCACACCAGCGGAACAGCAGCAGCGACCAGUCCUCCGACUCCCUGAACUCUCCCUCGCUCCUUGCUCUGUGAAACUCA
Messenger RNA from Heteronotia binoei (common prickly gecko), 1115 nucleotides. It is a transcript of the gene FOSB, whose product is annotated as FosB proto-oncogene, AP-1 transcription factor subunit. Gene Ontology annotation, cellular component: nucleus. Gene Ontology annotation, molecular function: DNA-binding transcription factor activity, RNA polymerase II-specific; RNA polymerase II cis-regulatory region sequence-specific DNA binding. The record is from RefSeq and is a predicted model, not a curated record. Gene Ontology annotation, biological process: regulation of transcription by RNA polymerase II. The transcript has 4 exons. Lineage: Eukaryota; Metazoa; Chordata; Lepidosauria; Squamata; Gekkonidae. The coding region runs from base 75 to 1109 and encodes 344 amino acids.